CGACAAAAGGCUGGUUGUACGCGAACCACAAUGCCGCAUUUCAGCGCCCAGCGCCCAGUAUCUUAUUGUUGCUCGUCUAUUAUCAACCUUGAAUGGUACUCAUCCACUGCUGAUAUAUACUUGACUUGUACUUGGCUUGCUUCUCUUGUCUUACUUGACUGUAUCCUUCAUCCACACGAACAACAUGAACGCACGUGAGUUAUACUUUCUGACUUGCAUAGUUUUCGCUCGCGCCUCAUUGAAGCGCACCUCUCGCACUCGCACCAGAAAGAACUCUAUUUCAAUACCAUCAGACGCUGGCUGUCCUCUAUCCCACUCAACCCACACCAGACCUCUUCCCCUCCAAAUCAUUCCAGAGCUAUCAGAAAAUGACUUCGAAUUCGACUCAACCCCGCUCUCCGUUCCCCAACCGGAUGUCCAUCUUAGACCUUCUCCGCGCGUCACACUCUCCGCCUUCGCAUUCUCCAUCGACGAUGCAUUGCUCAUGCUCAAUGAAGAGCCUCGUUCACCCGCUCUCUCCGCAUCCUCUUCCACCGAUGACAGCAACACCAGCGGGGAGAUGCCUGCUACCCCAGGUGUAUCAGACGACGAAGACAUCUGUGAGCUACGUCUCCCAAGUCCCCGCCUGAGGCCCAAACGCAUUACCAUUCGCCCACUGUGCAUAACCAAGACCCGUUCUAUUGUCUGCGCAGAUGAAGACGAUGUCGCAGAGGUCAUAGAGAAGGAUACCGAUGCUCACAGUCUCAUUGAGGGACACGAAGAACAGGAAGACGAGUAUGACUUCUACACACGCCAGUUCCAGGACUUUAUCUCCCUAUACUCACCUCUGCCUUCUCCUGCGCCGGUCUCUGCACCACCAACCGCCCGCCCCGACUCUGUCAUCCUCUCACCCGAGGUUGCACCCAAGUUACCUGUCGAGGCACCAAAGCCCCGCGGACGCAGUCGGUUCUCAAAAGCCCUCCCACUCCUUCCUCUCCCUACGCCGCCCCCCUCCUCGGCUGUACCACCCGUUCCACAACUUCCAGUCUCAGUGUCGGCGGUCCGCAGGAAACGCGUCAUCCCACCCGUGCCCAUGUACCCACCUCCCCCACCACCAAUCAACAGCCGCCCCCCUCCUCGUAUGGCUGUCCCAUCUGACAUCGAAGAGCUCGACAUCUCCUUCGAAGACGAGUCUCCUCGCCCAAUCGUCAUCGAACAAGUCUGGUUCGACGACGACGAGGAAGAAUCCAUCUACUCCCAACCAUCCUUCGUCCCAGCCCAAGAAUCCAUCCACCCCAUCUCACCCGCAGUCUCCGAAACCCCCAUAAAUGAGAUGUACCUCCCCCGCGCAAGUACCGACUCCGACACCUCCCGUUCCUCUCUCGACUCUUUCUCCUCCUCCUGCCACUCCUCCUCUUCAGAAAGCAGCCCCAUCUCCCCCUUCUCAUUCCCUCCCACCCCCGCUGAAAAGACUCACCAACUUCGCAGUCGAUGGAGCUGCUCUACGAUAUCAUCGUUUGCACCUGAACCUCCACGCACGCUUCUGAGUCCUUUGCGCGGGGUCUUUGGGUCGCGAACCAAGCGUCCGCCUCCGAUCAUGUCUACGCCUCCUCGCACGAGGGUAUCACCCACCAACACACCGACACCGACACCAAACCGUGCUCAGAGUCCGUACAAAAUGCCUUUGACGAGGAUGGUGUUCCCGGCGACGCCCUCACCUCCUAGCACACCUCAGGCUUCGCCCUCGCGCCAUAUCCGCCGCCAAAACUCACGCUCGUCGACAUCUUCUGCGGCGUGGUCUGAAUGCGACAGCUGUGAGUCUGGCGGGAGCGGGAGCGGGUUGAGGAGGAAGCCGAUUCCUGUUGAGAUGUUUUUGCGGGCUUGAGGUGAUGUGAUGCGUGGUUCGUUGAUUCGAAUUUCCUGUUUAAUAUCUUUGGUGGGUUUCAUUGAGGGUUUUUUUGUGGUUUCAAUCCCCUGCACUUUUGUUUUUGCUUUGACUUUGCUCUCGUUGACGACGACGAUCGUAAUUAUUGUAUCUAUUAUCAUCACUCGCUCAUUCACGCAUACAUAUACGCAUACUGUAGUCUCUCACUUGCAUUCAUUCAUUUCAUCUUGUCUUUCGUUGUUUUUUAUCGCACGUCUUUCAUUGAUCUCUUACACGUAUACGUCUUUCGUUGAUCCUCUCUGGCAUGUUCUUUUACACUACCUGUCCCGCCUGUCUGUCCUCUAGCAUAGUCCCACUCUUGUAGCUACUACUUCAUAUCUGAUGCCUUGAAAUGAU
Messenger RNA from Suillus clintonianus, 2260 nucleotides. RefSeq lists its product as uncharacterized. The record is from RefSeq and is a predicted model, not a curated record. The transcript has a single exon. The coding region runs from base 185 to 1864 and encodes 559 amino acids. NCBI's taxonomy places the organism in Eukaryota, Fungi, Basidiomycota, Agaricomycetes, Boletales, Suillaceae.